This is a messenger RNA of Aureobasidium melanogenum CBS 110374, 1101 nucleotides long. RefSeq names its product aspartyl protease. Gene Ontology annotation, biological process: proteolysis. Bases 1 to 1101 code for a protein of 366 amino acids. The transcript has 3 exons. NCBI's taxonomy places the organism in Eukaryota, Fungi, Ascomycota, Dothideomycetes, Dothideales, Saccotheciaceae. The record is from RefSeq and is a predicted model, not a curated record. Gene Ontology annotation, molecular function: aspartic-type endopeptidase activity.
AUGUUGAAGACAUAUGCCAAAUUCUCUGCCACGCCUCCUACUCAGCUCAAAGCUGCUGCCGCAGCCAUUCAAGCAGGAACUGUACAAGCAACCCCAGAGAAUUAUGACAUGUCCUACCUGUGUCCAGUAUCUGUUGGCGGGCAGACGCUGAACUUGAAUUUCGACAGCGGCAGCGCAGACCUUUGGGUAUAUUCCACAUUACAGCCUAGUUCACAGCAAAGUGGACACUCGGUGUACGAUCCAAGCAAGAGUUCGAAUUCACAGCUCCUGGUCGGAAACACCUGGUCGAUCAAGUACGGUGACGGCUCAACAGCAAGUGGCAAGGUCUAUGCAGACAAGGUUGUCGUUGGAAGCGUGACGGCGACAUCACAGGCUGUGGAAGCGGCCACGUCAGUAUCGAGUUCAUUCCUAGCCGACGUUAACAACGAUGGUCUUGUUGGUCUGUCGUUCAGCAACAUCAACACCGUUUCACCCAAUCAACAGAAGACUUUCUUCGACACAGUCAGGAGCUCGCUCGCAUUGCCUCUUUGGACAGCCAACCUGAAGAAGGGAGCCCCUGGUUCCUACGAUUUUGGAUACAUUGACUCUUCGAAGUAUUCGGGCAAGAUUACUUACGUCAGUGUGAACAGUGCCAGCGGGUUCUGGCAGUUCACCGCUGAUGGAUAUCAAGUCGGGUCUUCGUCAUCAGUCAGCUCUUCUUUUACUGCCAUUGCCGACACUGGUACCUCACUCAUGUACCUGCCUUCCAGCAGUGUUACUGCAUACUGGGCUCAGGUCACAGGAUCUGGAUACGAUAGCAACCAAGGUGGCUACACAUUCCCAUGCAGUUCUGCACUACCUGAUUUCAAUGUGAUUGUCGGAGGUAACAAGUUCACUGUGCCCGGCAGUUAUAUGAACUACGCUCAGAUCUCAUACACGACGUGCUUCGGUGGAUUGCAGCAGAACACAGGACUUAGUUUCAGCAUUCUGGGAGACAUUUUCUUAAAAUCACAGUUCAUGGUCUUCUCCGAGGUUGGAGGGCAGGCCACGCUUGGAUUCGCUGCGCCGUACAACGGCACUGCAGGCGAAGGCGAUGGCGACGAGUGGGAGUGCGAGGACUAG